Diatraea saccharalis (sugarcane borer) is the source of this 4859-nucleotide messenger RNA. The record is from the annotation of a GenBank genome assembly. NCBI's taxonomy places the organism in Eukaryota, Metazoa, Arthropoda, Insecta, Lepidoptera, Crambidae.
AUGUAUCGGCAUACGGUCCCGAAAUUGGGGCGGAGCAAGUGUGCUUUCCGAAGCAUCGGAGAGAAGACGGCUUCACUGUUUGAGCGAAAGAAGAAGGAUGCCGAACAAGUCGCCUCGGAGAAGGUGCAGGAGGCCGCACAUGUAGUGGAAGACCAGGUCAAGAAGACCGGAGAGCUAGUCACCGGCGCCACGAAAACCGCUGAAGAAGCUGCCAACUCAGCUGCCGCUACAAAACAAUCGGCCAUCGAUGCUUUAGACAAAGAACUGUCUAAAGUAUCUUUAGCUGCUGGCGAAGCAAAAGAUGCUGCGAACAAGGCGGUCGCUGAUGGGAAGAAAGUUGUCGACACAACAAAAGAUACACUCGCAACUACAGUAGAUAACACAAAGAAAGCUGCUGAAACGGCAGUCAACACAGCCAAAGAUACCGUAGCAAGCGCCAUAGAAUCUACACAAAAAACUGCGCAAUCUGCCAUAGAUACUGGAAAAUCAUACGCUGUCGGUGCCAAAGAUACUGUUGCCAAUACCGUUCAUAGUACUGUAGAUACAACACAAAAGUUGACACAGUCAGCAGUAGAAACUGGCAAAACAUACGCUACAUCUGCGAGAGAUUCAGUUUCUAAUACGGUUAGUAAGACUGUAGACGGUACACAAAAGGCAGCUAAAACCGCUGCUGAUGAAGCAAAAGACACUGCCCAAAGCUCGCUGCAAACGGCCUUAGAUGCGUCGAUGACCGCCGCGUAUUCUGCUUAUGAUGUUGGCAAAUCCUAUUUUGAUAGCGCUAAAGAUACAGUAACAAGCACACUAGAUAGUACAAAAACAGCUGCUCAAAACACUGUCGAAGUAGGUAAAUCGUACGUCAAUUCAGCCAAAGAUACUGUUCAAAAUACAGUUCAGACCGCUGUUGACACAACAAAAAAUGUAGUAAGCUCAACUGUAGACACGGGAAAAACGUACGUUAGCAGUGCUAAAGACACUGUAGCAAACACUGUAUCAGCCACUGUAGAUACAACAAAAAAUGUAGCUGCGGCCGCUGUUGAAAAAGGCACCACAAUUGUAGGAACCGCUAAAGAUACGGUAACAAACACAGUAUCAGCCACUGUAGAUACAACAAAAAAUGUAGCUGCAGCCGCUGUUGAGAAAGGCACCACUUUGGUAGGAACAGCUAAAGAUACCGUAACAAACACAGUAUCAGCCACUGUAGAUACAACAAAAAAUGUAGCUGCAGCCGCUGUUGAGAAAGGCACCACUUUGGUAGGAACAGCUAAAGAUACCGUAACAAACACAGUAUCAGCCACUGUAGAUACAACAAAAAAUGUAGCUGCAGCCGCUGUUGAGAAAGGCACCACUUUGGUAGGAACAGCUAAAGAUACCGUAACAAACACAGUAUCAGCCACUGUAGAUACAACAAAAAAUGUAGCUGCAGCCGCUGUUGAGAAAGGCACCACUUUGGUAGGAACAGCUAAAGAUACCGUAACAAACACAGUAUCAGCCACUGUAGAUACAACAAAACAUGUUGCUGCAGCCGCUGUUGAGAAAGGCACCACCUUGGUAGGAACAGCUAAAGAUACCGUAACAAACACAGUGUCAGCCACUGUAGAUACAACAAAAAAUGUAGCUGCAGCCGCUGUUGAGAAAGGCACCACUUUGGUAGGAACAGCUAAAGAUACGGUAACAAACACGGUAUCAGCCACUGUAGAUACAACAAAAAAUGUGGCUGCUGCCGCUGUUGAGAAAGGCACUACAAUUGUAGGAACAGCUAAAGACACGGUUGCAAACACAGUAUCAGCCACUGUAGAUACAACAAAACAUGUUGCCGCAGCCGCUGUUGAGAAAGGCACCGCGUUUGUAGAAACAGCUAAAGAUACGGUUACAAACACAGUAUCAGCUACUGUAGACACAACAAAAAAUGUAGCUGCAGCCGCUGUUGAGAAAGGCACCACUUUCGCAGGCAAUGCUAAAGAUAGUGUAGUUAGCACUGUUUCCGCGACAGUAGACACGACUAAAAAUAUUGCAGCAUCAGCUGUAGACAAAGGCACCACUUUUGUAGGAACAGCUAAAGAUACUGUAUCAGCCACAGUAGAUAGUACGAAAAAUGCUGCAGCAUCUGCUGUAGAAAAAGGCACUGUUUUUGUAGGAACUGCCAAAGAUACUGUAGCAAACACUGUAUCAGCAACAGUAGAUAGUACUAAAAAUGCUGCAGCCUCCGCUGUAGAAAAAGGCACUGCUUUUGUAGGAUCUGCCAAAGAUAGUGUAGCAAACACUGUAUCAGCCACAGUAGAUAGUACCAAAAAUGCUGCAGCCUCCGCUGUAGAAAAAAGCACCGCUUUUGUAGGAACUGCCAAAGAUACCGUAGCAAAUACUGUAUCAGCCACAGUAGACAGUACGAAAAGUGCUGCAGCAUCUGCUGUAGAAAAAAGCACUGCUUUUGUAGGAACCGCUAAAGAUUCAGUAACAAACACAGCUUUAAGCACUUCAGACUCUUCUGAAAAUAUUUCUGACACUGCUGAGGAAAAGGUUGAAGACACCAUCCACACUACAGUUGAUAACACAAAGAGAGCAGCUGAAGAAGCUAAGGCACAAGCAUUGAAGGCUGCCGAGGCCGCUAAGGAAGAAGCCAAAAGAGCUGCCAAUGUAGCUGUAGAAGAAUCCAAAAAAGCAGCAGAAAAGGCAGCUGCCGACGCGUCCAACGCAGUGAACAGUACCGUCGACAAUACACUGAAGAGAGUCGAGCACGCCACCGAUGAGGGACUCAAGAACGCUAGCCACGUCGUCGAUGCCAAGAUCAAGGAGACUGACAAAUACCUCAGCGAGAAGAGGGACGCGGUAUGUAUAUCUGAAUAGAAAGGCUAAUAUAUAAAUAGAAAGGCUCAAAUAUUACCGUCGUUAAAUAUGUUCUAUUUUGGAUCGCUAACCAAAAUGGUUGAGAACCCCUGCCGUAUUGUGGGAAGAUUUUAGAUAGAAAUACAAAUUUCAAUAAUUAGGUACAGAUUUUUACAUUCAGUAAGUUGCUCAUAAAAACAAAAUUACUAAUAUGAAUAUAUUUUUAAUGAAAAAUGCUUAAAAAUCCACUUAGUCUCUGGCACCCUGAGAUAGGAUUCGAACCUAUGACCUAUCGCCAUCCGGGCGACUGCUCUAACCACUGAGCUACCCAGAACCUAAAAGGACUGCCGAAUCUUUCAAGCGCUUGUUACUUUUUCGAUGCCACAGAGCAUAUUCUCAUCAAUGUUCAGGCACCACUUGGUCUCUGGCACCCUGAUUACAAAUGUUAAAUUUAUAAAAUGUAUUCGUCUGAAGGACUUCUUGUGUCCAACCUAUCAUCAGCGACACAUGACGGCGCCCAGGCCGCAGCCGGCCUCCUCAGCAAGGGACUUACUCCUUUCAACAAGUAAACAACUGAACCGUCAAUCAACAAGCAUCAAUACAGAGGAAUUGAUAUAGACAAGCCUAACUUUAUCACGUCAACAGCGCAUCGAACUAUACAAAACUGUCAAUUUUCUCAACUUAAUUUUAAACCUUAAUAAUACUGACGGUAGAGUUUUUUUAAAUCCAUUAUUGAUGUUUAUGUGAUUACUCUGUAUACCUUCUAUAGCUUCUAGUGACUACUGUUGCGUAAUGUGUAUUUUAACACGGGGUUUUUUUUAAACACAGAAGCACAAUUUUGAUCGUUACUAUGAACAAAUUAAAGCUUAACAUCAAUCCAGUAGUAAUUUGGCAUCCUACAACACCCUCCACUCACACCACCUGUGUGUAAGUUGUAUUAUUUUGUGAAGGUACAACUCUGUACAGUUUUUUAUUAUGUUAUUAUUAAAUAGUUGUUAAGUGUAUCUUAUUAUAACGAUCAAAUUCUCAUUUCAUCUGAUAAUUUAUUUGUUUAAGCAUUUUUAUGAGUUAAAUAUUUAGUUCAGCAUUAUUAUUAGAAAUGUGCUGAGUUAUUACGUUAAUGUUACAUAUAUUAUGACGUCACGUCCACGGAGUUAGUUAAGGGAACUCCGUUGCAUAUUCUUUUUAAAUUAAAUCUCGGCCUACUACCACCAAUGAAAGUACAUUUAAAAUGCCCAUAAAGCUUUUAAAGUGGUUCUCACCGUAUUUCUAAUAAUGAUUAAUAGAUUACGUCACAAAACGCAAUCUCAUAUUGUCGUUAUAAAUGUAAAGUUAUCGUAAUGAUGUAAGUUUUAAUUUAAAAUUAUGCAUUUUUAAAUGCAUUUUAAAUAUUUAUCUGUUGUUGACAGCAAAAAAAAUGUGCUUUGCUUUGCCGUCCAUAUACCUAAUGGCCUUCAUCAAUGAUUUAGUACUGAAAUAUAGUUUCAUAGAGUGAAACAACGUGCAUUAUACAUUUUUAAAUAUAUUCGGAUGCAUAUUAUUUACAUUUUCAAAUAUUUUUAUAAGAACAAUUAAAUAUUACAAGUGCGGAUCCAGGGAAGCGAUCAUGAGGUCAUGACCCCCUUUGAGCCUGACUAGAUAUUUUUGGUAAUAAAUGGGAUUAAUAAAAUACAUUGCCCUGACUGGAUUUCACCAUCUCAACGCUCCUCCCUUCCGACUUUAAGGCUGGUUUCGCCUUGUACAAAAUGGUUCAAUUUGCUAAAAUUUGUGUAAUCUAUUUAAAUUUAUUUAUCUCAGAUCAUAGAAAGUAGCUGAAUCGACUUUCUAUGAUCUGUUAAUUAAUGGUAAAAUAUCUAUCAAUGUUAAGAAAAUAUUGAUAAUAAUAAAUGUUUACGAUUAUAUAUGUUACAGCGCAAAUAAAUGUACUACAAAUAUAGAAUAUUACAAUGUGAUCGCGAUUUUCGUUAUUAGAUUUUAUUAUAUUAUUUUUAAAUUUACAUCUUUGUCAUUAUGGCUUAACGAAUAAAGAUAUUAUCUUU